AUGUACAAAGAGAUGGGUCCGAUAGGCGACAAACCAACACCGUCUCCUGUCAUCGCUGGUCGCCCAAUCAAUGAAGUGCCGUCAUCGUGGCACGAUCGUCGAUCAACACCUCCACUCGUGAAUGAAGAGUCGAAGCCCGGUUCGAGUAAAAGGAAAGCGGCGGCCAGUAGAUCCGGAGGUGAACAAGCCAAGAGAAGAACUCACAGAAAGUUUAAAAUAUCCGAUCUUCCCGUGCCGGUGAGUGUGGUCGAGGAUGGGCGCAGCGAAGUGGCUCGAGUUGCCUUUCUCGUUUUCAUCGUCGCCAUCGUGUAUGCUUUUGCGCAACUUCUCUUCUUCGGCAUGUACAUUGGACUUUGGGCGCUCACUGCGUAUGGAGACAGAUAUUUGCACGACGUUUACUGUAUACUUGUUCUC
Molecule: messenger RNA, 414 nt
Organism: Mesorhabditis belari
Lineage: Eukaryota; Metazoa; Nematoda; Chromadorea; Rhabditida; Rhabditidae
Source: the annotation of a GenBank genome assembly